CGCGACUGGACGCAUUGGACCCGGAAGCAGGUCGCCGAGGCCGUGAAGGGCCUCAGGCACACCGGCGGUAGCGGCUGCAUCCUGGACACCGUGGAGCUCCUCGACAAGUCCAAGGUCGAGUGUUCGAUCACCACCAAGAAGGGCGUUCGCGCCCUCUACUACGAGAUGGACCUCGAGGUGUCCUGGAAGGGCAGGGCUGCGCCCCGGCUCCGGCCCCAGGAGGGCAGCGGGGAGCUGGACGGCGUGAUCCGGGUGUACAACAUCGCGCACGACACGACGUUUCAGCUGGGUGGGGACGAGAACACGUCCUACAUCUACGCGCUCGGGUGGGACCAGAGACUGAAGGGCGAGUGGGUCGAGGAUCUCAGCACGCAGGCUGCCGAGCUUUUCGACCUCAUCGCCGCCAAG
Messenger RNA from Prorocentrum cordatum, 408 nucleotides. The record is from the annotation of a GenBank genome assembly. NCBI's taxonomy places the organism in Eukaryota, Dinophyceae, Prorocentrales, Prorocentraceae.